Molecule: messenger RNA, 657 nt
Organism: Orycteropus afer afer
Lineage: Eukaryota; Metazoa; Chordata; Mammalia; Tubulidentata; Orycteropodidae
Product: glutathione S-transferase Mu 1-like
Exons: 8
Coding region: 1-657 (218 amino acids)
Biological process (GO): glutathione metabolic process
Molecular function (GO): glutathione transferase activity
Source: RefSeq, a predicted model, not a curated record
AUGGCCAUGAUAUUGGGUUACUGGGACCUCCGAGGGCUGGCUCAUGCCAUCCGCCUGCUCCUGGAGUACACAGACUCAAACUAUGAGGAGAAGAAGUACACGAUGGGAGACGCUCCUUACUAUGACAGAAGCCAGUGGCUGAAUGAAAAAUUCAAGCUGGGCCUGGACUUUCCCAAUCUGCCCUACUUAAUUGAUGGGGCUCACAAGAUCACCCAGAGCAAUGCCAUCCUGCGCUACAUUGCUCGCAAGCACAACAUGUGUGGAGAGACAGAAGAGGAGGAGAUCCGUGUGGACAUGUUGGAGAAUCAGGUUAUGGACACCCGCAUGGAGCUGGCCAGGUUGUGCUACAGCCCUGACUUUGAGAAGCUGAAGCCACAGUACUUGGAGGGGCUCCCUGAGAAGAUGAGGCUGUUCUCACAGUUCCUGGGGAAGCGGCCAUGGUUUGCAGGCGAUAAGAUCACCUUUGUGGAUUUUCUUGCUUAUGAUGUCCUUGACCAGCACCGUAUCUUUGAGCCCAAGUGCCUGGAUGCAUUCCCAAACCUGAAGGACUUCAUGGCCCGCUUUGAGGGCCUGAAGAGGAUCUCUGCCUACAUGAAGUCCAGCAAAUUCCUCCCACACCCUGUCUUCGGAAAACAGGCCCUGUGGGGCAAUAAGUAG